AUGGUGCAAAGGCUCAAGAUCGCUGCCUCUGGCCUUGGCCGUAUGGGCAAGCGUCAUGCUGUCAAUUUCCUCCACCGUACCCCCCGCGCGGAACUCGUCGCGGCCUUCACACCGGAUCAGACUGAGUUGGCUUGGGCAAGAGAGAACCUGGAGCCCUACGGUGUAACUCUCUACACCGACUAUGACCAGAUGAUCAAGCAUCAGGGGCUUCAGGCCGUCGUCAUCGCGACCGUCACCAAGGUCCACGCCGAGCAGGCCCUCAAGGCUGUCGAGAAGAACCUUCACGUCCUUUGCGAGAAGCCCAUUUCUCUCAGCAUUGAGAAGUCCAUGGAGCUGGUGAAGGCUGCUCAACAGAAGCCUCACCUCAAGGUCAUGUGCGGCUUCUCCCGCCGCUUCGAUGCAUCCUACAGGGAUGCUUUCGAGAAGACCCAGGCUGGUUUGAUUGGAAGGCCUUCAAUUAUCAGGUCGCAGACUUGCGACAAGCAUGACCCCAGCGGUUUCUUCGUCCAGUACGCCGCUCUCAAUGGUGGCUGCUUUGUUGACAUGAGUGUACACGACAUUGACCUGGCAAUGUGGUUCUUCGGUGACGAUUCAGUGGUGAAGUCGGUGUCAGCCUCGGGUAUCACUGCAGUCUCCCCUGAGCUGGCGGAGCAUGGUGACUGUGACAACGCCGUCGGCAUCGUCGAGUUUUGGGGCGGCAAGAUCGCCUACUUCUACAACUCCCGCAUGAUGGCCCAUGGUCAGGAAGACACUACGGAGUUCAUUGGUACUGCCGGCAAGCUCACAGUCAACGGCAACCCCCAGUCCAACUUUGUCAACAUCUAUGGCCCCCAGGGUAUCACAAGAGAGGUCCCUGCUCACUACUACGGUAGAUUUGAGUACGCAUUUGUUGCCGAGGCGAACGAGUUCACAGCAGCUGCCCUCGACAACACCCCGCUUCCAUUGAAGCUGACUGGGGCUGUGCAGGCUGUUCAGAUUGGCUCCUACUUGCAAGAGGCUCUGUUGACUGGAAAGAAGCUGUACUUUGAUGAGACUGGUCGUCGCAUUGAGAAGCAGGGCAAGUUGUAG
Messenger RNA from Colletotrichum chrysophilum, 1068 nucleotides. RefSeq lists its product as uncharacterized. The record is from RefSeq and is a predicted model, not a curated record. Gene Ontology annotation, biological process: NADPH regeneration. Gene Ontology annotation, molecular function: nucleotide binding; oxidoreductase activity. The coding region runs from base 1 to 1068 and encodes 355 amino acids. Gene Ontology annotation, cellular component: cytoplasm. Lineage: Eukaryota; Fungi; Ascomycota; Sordariomycetes; Glomerellales; Glomerellaceae. The transcript is spliced from 3 exons.